This is a messenger RNA of Theobroma cacao (cacao), 5162 nucleotides long. RefSeq lists its product as uncharacterized. Lineage: Eukaryota; Viridiplantae; Streptophyta; Magnoliopsida; Malvales; Malvaceae. The record is from RefSeq and is a predicted model, not a curated record.
CUCCACAUGGCAUUUGUGUGAAGCAGAAAGCUAAAAAACUUGUAUUUGUCUCUUAUCCUUUCACAUUCAAGUGGCGAGAAUAGAGAGCCUCGUAUCAUCAAAGAAUGGAUGCUGGAUUUUUUGCCAAUGCUGCUGCCAAUACCGUGGGAAACCUGACAACAGAAUACACAUCACGUUAUGUUAGCUACUUUUUCCAUUUCGGCAGAAUUGUUGAGGAGUUCAAGAAUCAGCGAGACGAACUUGCACUGAAAAAAGAUCGGGUGAAAAAUGAUGUCAAUGAGGCUAUAAGGCAAACUGAAGUAAUUGAGAAGGACGUUGAGGAGUGGCUAACAAGGGCAGAGAGAGAAUUGGGAGAAGCUCAGAGUUUGGAAGAUGAAAUAGAACGUAAUAAGUGUUUCAAAUGGUGUCCUAGUUGGGGCUGGCGAUACUGCUUAAGUAAGAAGGCAGCGAGGAAGACACUUUAUAUCUCUAAACUUUUAGAGACUUGUAACUUUCCACGAGUCGGCCAGCGUGCUCCUCUUCAAGGAAUAGAAUUCCUACUACCCAAGGAUUUCAUGCAUUCCGAAUCUUCUAAAUCAACUUUCAAUGGGAUCAUGAAGGUUUUAAAUAGCUAUGGCGUGAACAUGAUUGGAUUGUAUGGAAUGCCAGGUGUGGGUAAAACAACUUUGGCGGAAGUAGUGGGGAAGCAAGCUAGGGAACAAAAGCUCUUUGAUAAGGUUGUGAUUGUUACAGUGUCCCAAACUCCAAACAUCAACAAAAUUCAAGAUAAAAUUGCAGAAAUUCUUGGUUUAAAAUAUGAGACAAAUACAGAAGAAGGAAAAGCAGAAGAGUUAUGGAGGAGGUUAAAAGACCAGAAGAAGAUGCUCAUAAUUGUUGAUGACGUUUGGAAAGAAUUUAAAUUACAAACUAUAGGAAUUCCAUUUGGUGGUGAACACAAGGGUUGCAAAAUUCUUCUAACUACACGUCUUCAACAAGUCUGUAUUCAAAUGAAUUGUCAAGAGAAAUUUGAACUGAAAAUCUUAUCUGAUGGUGAAGCGUGGGCUUUAUUCAAAGAUAACGCUGAUCUAAAAGAUGUCUCUCCCACCUUGAAUGAUGUAGCCAAGCAGGUUGCUCGUGAAUGCAAGGGUUUGCCUCUUGCAAUUGUAACUAUGGCAAAAGCUCUAAAAGGUGAAAGUCUAGAUGGGUGGAUAGCAGCAAAUGAACGACUCAAAAGCUCAAGACAUUUGGAUAAUCAAGAUAUUUGCGGAGGUAUUUAUAACUGCCUUAAGCUUAGUUAUGAUUAUUUGAAGGAAGACAAUAUCCAAUCAUGUUUCUUGUUGUGUUCUCUUUUCCCUGAAGAUUAUGAGAUUAAUAUCGAGUUGUUGACUAUAUGUGGAAUUGGUUGGGGAUUGUUUUGUCAUAUUAACUUAAUUGAAGACUUAAGGAGGGAAAUUCGUCUAGCACUCUCAAAACUCAAAAUGUCUGGUUUGUUAUUGGAAAUUGAUGAUGAAGGAUUUGUAAAAAUGCAUGAUGUGGUUCGCGAUUUUGCUCACUGGAUAACAUUAAGAGGCGAAAAUAUAUUCAUUGUGAAAGAUGGAUUGACGGAAUGGCCUAUGAGUGAAAGUUUUGGAUGUUAUAUGGGAAUCUCCUUAUGGAACAGUAAGAUAAACAAUCUUCCUGAAAAAAUGGAAUUUUCAGAACUCAAGAUUUUGUUUUUGACAGGAAAGAGUUCACUUAGAGUUUCAAGUAUGUUCUUUGAAGGAAUGAAAAGCCUUCGAGUUUUAUUUCUCGGAAAUGUUGUAUUCUCAUUGGAAGCACUUCAAUUCCUAACAAAUCUUCGAACUCUAUGCUUUGUAGAUUGCGAGCUCCAAAACAUUUCAUCAUUGAGAAAUAUGAAAAACCUUGAGGUUUUUGUGUUGCUUAAUACUAAUAUUCAUGAGCUACCAGGAGAAUUAGUGGAAUUGCAUAGACUAAAAUCACUAUAUUUUUCUUGCUAUGGAGACAGCAAUGUCCCCCCUAACUUGCUAUCAAGGUUAACGUUACUCCAAGAGCUUCACGUGACAAGUAAAAACAAUGUCAACUUAUGGGAGCUGAAUUCAUUUUCUCGUUUGACUGCAUUAACACUGAGAGUAAAUAAAGAUCAUUUUCAAGAAAACUUUGUGUUCCCUAAACUACAAAGGUAUAAUAUAGCGUUUUCAGAUAAAGAUCUUGAAUAUCUGAAUGGCCUAAGCUUGAGAACCUUGAGAAUUAGUGAUUUCUCUUCCUCAUUACACGCAUUUAAGGAGCUAUUUUGCAAUGUGGAAAAGCUUACUCUGUACAAUAUCAUGGAACACAAAAAUAUUAUCCCAACGGUAGAUCAGUGGGGACUAAAUGAUUUAACUUCUCUUGAGCUUAGAUAUUGCAAGGAUGUCGAAUGCUUGAUCGAUACAACACGAGAACAAAGACCAACCACAGCAUUCUCUAAUUUGGUGAAAUUAGACAUGAGUCGAAUGACUUGUUUGAAAGAGUUGUGCCAUGGUCAAUCACCGAUUAAGUUCUUACAAAAGUUAGAAACAUUGAUUAUUUGGAAUUGUGUGCGGUUGCAAUCAGUGUUUCAGAUGAAUGGGUUUCUUGAAGAGGAAGCAAGACGGACACAGCCACUCUCAAAUUUAACAAGCUUGAAUCUAAUCUCAUUACCAUCAUUGCAGAUUAUAUGGAAAGAGCCAACUCAUCAUGCAAGCCUACAAAGUCUGAGGAAACUAGUAGUUUUGGAUUGCCGUGAACUAAAAUACAUCUUCUCACCUUACCUUGCUCAAAGUCUACUGCAUCUAGAACAACUCGUCAUAUCUGUAUGCGAAAAUUUGGAGCAAGUUUUUACUUUUGUCAGAGAAAUGCUUGAGCUAGAGGCAGCACCGCUCUCAAAUUUAACAUGUUUGGAACUAGAGUUACUACCAGAAUUGAGCUACAUAUGGAGAGGACCCACCCAUCUUGUUAAUCUCCAGAAUCUUAAAACAAUGAAAAUUUCAGAGUGUUUUAAACUGGCAUAUCUCUUUUCACCUACCCUUAUUCCAACUUUGGUGCAUCUAGAAGAACUCCAUAUACACGACUGUGGCUCUCUAAUACAUGUAAUAGCAGAAGUGGAAAAUGGCGAUGAAAUACUUUCAAACAUAGAUCACUACCCUCUUGAGAUAGCUAGUUAUCAAAGCUCUAGCCUGUUUUCUUUAUCUCCUGCGCUACAGAAUCUAAAGGAAGUGAAAGUUAUUAAUUGUGGCCAGUUGCAAGAAGUAUUUCAAAUAGAUAAGCUUCUUCAUGAUUCGAAAGAAAAUCAAGGACCAUCGUUGUCAAAUUUAACACUUAUGAAGCUAGUCUCAUUACCAGAACUGAAGUGGAUAUGGAAACAGUCCACCCAUUUUGUCAACCUCCAAAGCUUGAAGUUUGUAGAAAUUAGUUAUUGCAAUAGAUUGAGAUAUCUCUUCUCACCAUCCCUUGCUCAGAGCUUGGAGAUGCUAGAACAACUCAAAGUAGAUCAUUGCGAUGGACUACAACAACUUAUCACAAAGUUGGAACCUGAUGAUGAAAUAGAAUCAGACGUCCCUCUCCGUUCUCCACUCUUGCCAAAAUUGGAAACUCUAACAAUAUAUCAUUGUCCAAGACUGGAAUAUGUUUUUGAAAGUCAUUUGGCCAAUGUUCUUCCACGAUUGAAAUCAUUUUGGAUUUUUGAUUCACCUCAGUUACAACAAGUCUUCAAUGUGGUAAAAGAAACGAAUGGAGUUGAUCAUGCCAUUGCACUUCCUUGCCUACAAGAUUUACGACUUGUAAACUUGACAAAUUUGAGUUGGUUUCACUCGAAAAACUUUCUCGUGGCAUUGCCAUUUUUGGAGAAGUUAGAAGUUUGCAACUGUCCUAGAUUUACAAAUUUCACCAUUCAAAAAUAUGCUAACGAGCAGGUUCAACUAAAGGAAUUAUAUCUUUCUAACUUGGGAAAUAGCAGCCAAUUGUGUAACACUGUUGUCCCCCUAUUGAAUCAAGACUAUUUAGUUGUUGGGAAUCAUGAAGAGGUAUUUCAGGUUCAUGGUCGGUAUUCAUUCUCUAGUUUAAAUGUACUGCGCCUGAAGCAUUUAUCUGAAAUGCGGAAUAUAUGGAAGGAUGCUACUCAGAAUGUAAUCUUUGAAAACCUUACAAUUCUGGAGGUGACCGAUUGCAGGAGGCUAAGCUAUAUAUUUUCACCCACAACAAUUGCUCGAAGUUUAUCACAAUUGGUCCAUCUAGAUAUUCGAAAAUGUGAGGAAUUAGACCAAAUCAUUGCAAAGGAUCAAGUUUGUUCAUCAUCAAAUGGUGAUUCCCAAUCGAUAUGCUUUCCUAAUUUGAUCACAAUUUCUGUUAAAUAUUGCAAAAAGUUGAGAAGUCUCUUUCCUCUUGGAUUUGCUCGUUGUAUUCCAAAACUUGAAUAUUUAGUAGUUGAAGGGAACUCUAAACUGGAGCAAGUAUUUGAGGUAGAUGAUGAAGUAGAAGGGACAACUGAAAAGGAGAUAGAGUUUGAUCAAUUAAAAAUAUUAUCACUUGAAGAAUUGCCAUGCCUCAUUGACUUCUGCCCAAGAGGAUAUCAUUUUGUAUUAUCGACUUUGAGUUAUUUGAUCGUAAAAAAUUGUCCCAAGAUGACUACAGGUUUCUUCAUUGAUUCUGAGAGUUUUGUGCAUGCCAAAGAAGAGACACCACGAUUGGUUAAGCAAGACGCCCCUGGAGGAUCUGCCACUGCUCAAAAUGCAAUUCACACCAAGACCAUAGAUUGGCAGCCGUGGAUGAAAUGUGUGCUACCACCUUACAUGGAAGAAUUAUGAGAUAAUUUCAGAGGAACUCGCAGAGACACGUUUAAACAUAAAUGAGUAGGUUGAGGCUAUCAACUAAACGCAGGUGCGGCCAUGGAGAUAGCGGAGGGAUUUCCAAGGGCUAGGAUGACCAAAGGAUUUCAAGGGAUCUUGAGUCCCUUGCCUUUAUUUUGGAGCACACUUGGUUUGAUGCCUUCGGCUUUUGCUUUUGUUGCUUCGUUCUAGAUACUCUUACGAGGAUAGUCUUAGUUUGAUAGCUUUCCUGUUUCCAGCCGCCAGUUUUUGUGUAUAGGCAGCUUUGAGCUUCUCUUGUUGUUGGUUGCUGAAUGUUGUGGGACUACUGCUAAUCUAUGUGAGCAGUUGUGCUCUUUUAUUGUA